AGAUCCCGAGCGCCGACCCCGCACAGGCGCCCGACUGGGAUUGGGGCGGGCGGUGCACGUGUGUUGUGCAGCCAUACGACAAGCAGCGCACGGGUCUGCCUCUGUCCCUGGGCCGUCCCUGUCCUGCUGUGGAUAAGAGGCGCAACUCUCUCCGAGUCGCGCGACCUGGCCCUCUCUCCGGCAUCCGAGCACCACCGUCUUGGGGCCUUCUGUUUCACGCGUGCGGGUAUAAAGCCUCACCGAACCCAUCAGACUGGUGUUGCAGCCUUUUGCCCCACGGACUACCUCAACUCCAAGCGUGCCAGAUGUCGGACGACGCAGAGAAGCAGACCACGAGGGAGGCCAUCAGCGCGGUGCCCGCGUUGGAUACAAGAGCUACGAGAGAUCCGGAGGACAGCAAGAUGAGCAAGAAGGCCAGGCUCAGCGCGUACUUCACCAUUGCCGCUGCCGCGUUUGGGCUCAUAUCCGAUGGUUAUCAAAACAACCUUAUGACGAUGACGAAUGUCGUGUACAAGAAGCUAUACGCAGCGGAAUACACGUCCACCGUGUCCACCCGCGUCUCGAACGCGCUUCUAGUCGGCGAGAUCAUCGGUCAGGUUUUCGUUGGCUUGAUCUGCGACCGUAUCGGGCGGAAAGCCGCUCUGGUCAUCACGACGCUCCUCAUCGUCAUCGGUGCGAUACUCGCCACGGCUGCACACGGCGCACACGGGAGCGUCAGUGGUUUGCUGUGGUUCGUCGCCAUUGCGCGCGGUAUUACUGGCGUGGGUGUCGGCGGAGAGUAUCCCGCGAGCUCAACAAGCGCAAGCGAGGCCGCGAACGAGAAGAUGGCCAAGAACCGUGGACCAGUCUUCAUCAUGGUCACAAACUUCGUGCUCAGCUUCGGCGGACCGCUCGCGGUGUGCGUCUUCCUGAUUGUGCUCAGCGCGGCAGGCGAGGACCACCUCGAGACCGUCUGGCGAGUAUGCUUCGGGAUCGGCGUCCUCCUCCCGCUCACCGUGUUCUACUUUCGGAUGCGCAUGCUUUCGCCUAAGCUAUUCCGCGAGUCUGCGAUCAAGCACCGCGUGCCCUACUGGCUCGCCAUCAAGCGCUAUUGGCGCCCACUCAUCGGGACGUGCGGCGCGUGGUUCCUCUACGACUUUGUGACCUUCCCAAAUGGCGUGUUCUCGGGUACAAUUAUCUCGAGCGUCAUUCAUGAUGGCAGCAUCAGGUCGACAGCAGAGUGGCAGCUCCUCCUUGGGGCAAUCGCCUUGCCGGGCGUGUUCGUGGGCGCGGCGUUGUGCAAUCCGUUCGGCAGGCGGAAUACGAUGAUCCUUGGGUUCAGUGGGUACCUCGUUUUCGGGCUGAUCAUUGGAUUGUCAUACGACAAGAUCACCAAGAUCGUUCCCUUGUUCAUCAUUUUCUAUGGCUUGAUGCAGUCCUCGGGGAACAUGGGCCCCGGAAAUAUGCUUGGGCUCAUUAGCGCUGAAUCGUACCCAACUGCGAUUCGGGGGACGUGCUAUGGUCUGUCGGCCGCUAUUGGGAAGACAGGCGCGGCCAUCGGCACGCAGGCGUUCACACCAAUCGAGAACAACCUCGGCAAACGGUGGACAUUCAUCAUUGCGGCGAUCUGCGGCGUCGCCGGCGUGCUCGUUACCUAUUUCUUCGUGCCGGACUUGACCGGCGCCGACCUUGCGGACGAGGAUGUGAAGUGGCUCCGCUACCUCGCGGAGAACGGGUGGAACGGCGAGGUCGGUGACGAGGGCGAUGAGGAGGCGCUCGCCGAGAAGAUCAGCGCUGGUAAGGAGGACGACAGCGUCGAUGAGAAGGCGUAGGCACUCGCUGCUGUGUGCCAGAGAGGCUGCCAUGAAGGGGUGACGGUAUGAUUUACGACAUGAUCUAUGAUGUGACGUGUUUGGGCUUGUCAUUUUCAGUGCUAUCUCAAGUGUUGCUGUAGCAUACUGUGUUGUAGGUAUCCUUUCUUGGUACAACAUGACCGGCUCCGUAGGCAUCUAAACUAAACUCACAUAAGAGCCAAGUUACACAUGGACCGAAACACCUGCUGUGUACCUCCGGUGUUCAUCGACUGUUGCUUGUUGUCACGCGCAAGAGACAAUAGAUCUAAAUAGACUACGAAUGACUGC
This is a messenger RNA of Rhodofomes roseus, 2120 nucleotides long. RefSeq names its product MFS general substrate transporter. NCBI's taxonomy places the organism in Eukaryota, Fungi, Basidiomycota, Agaricomycetes, Polyporales, Fomitopsidaceae. The record is from RefSeq and is a predicted model, not a curated record. Gene Ontology annotation, cellular component: plasma membrane. Bases 306 to 1811 code for a protein of 501 amino acids. Gene Ontology annotation, molecular function: carboxylic acid transmembrane transporter activity. Gene Ontology annotation, biological process: carboxylic acid transport; transmembrane transport. The transcript has 17 exons.